AAAAAUAGACCAAAAGAACACAAAGAGAGGUGGUGAUAAAAAUAUAUUAAAAUUUGUCUUUUCCUGCAACUCUACUUUUUUUUAUUUGUUUAACUUAAUUUUCAUAAUUCUUCUUCUUCUGUAAAUAAUUCAAUUUUAUUUUAAACAAAAAUUAAUUCACCUAUAUUAGCAACUACUUCUAUUCUAUAUGCUCAAGUGAAGUCAUCGUUUUUUUACCCCCAAAUCACCUUUGUUACGCAGUGCACUAUUAUUUUUUUUUCUUCUUUGAUUUCGUACUCAAAAGAAAAUCCUAUAUUAUAUUGCCAAAAAAAUUAAUAACAUUAAAAAAAAAAACAAUAUGGGAAAUGCAGGCAGUGCUAAUAUUGCCAGAGAACGUCAUAAGUCUGGCGAUAACACUAUGCCAAGUUCGCCGUUUCGCGACAACUCCGGCGGUGUCCUUGGGGGUGGCGCUGUCGGUGGUGUUGCUACUAACAACGCAGUAGCAGGCGGCGGUGUGGGCGGGCAGGCAUUUGUUUUUGACAAGAAACCAGACACGCGCCUAGUUCUCCAUGGAACGUCACAGGACGACGAAGAACAACCAUAUUAUACAAAACCAGUAUCGUCGUCGAUUCACGACGAUUCUGAAUUUGCAACGCCAGCACCGAGACAACGUUCGAGCACUGUAUCGGAGGGAACAACUCCAACGACGUCGAAUAUGGCUGCUGCUGGUGGUGGUGGUCGUAGUUUAGCUGAAGCUGAGGAUGACAUUAAUAAGCCAGCACUUCCGACUGUUUUGCGUUGGGAUGGCGGCGGUAAGCAGGUUCUUAUUAGUGGCACUUUCACAAAUUGGAAAACAUUGCCAAUGGUUAGGAGCCAUGGAAAUUUUGUAACUAUUAUUGAUCUACCCGAGGGUGAUCAUCAAUACAAGUUUUGUGUGGAUGGCGAAUGGAAGCAUGAUCCUAAAUUGAAAAGCAUUGAUGAUCCUAGCGGAGUUAAAAACAAUCUAGUCUCUGUUCGCCAAUCAGAUUUUGAAGUUUUCCAAGCCCUCGCCAAGGACAGUGAGAAUGUUAUCAACUAUGCCGAAAGAGAAUAUUCUCAAGAGGUUCCACAAGCGAAACCAUGGGAAAAAGUAUCAGGGCCGCCAGUAUUGCCACCACAUUUACUCCAAGUUAUCCUCAACAAAGAUACUCCAGUAUCUUGUGAACCAACUUUGCUUCCUGAACCAAAUCAUGUGAUGUUGAAUCACUUGUAUGCUCUCUCAAUAAAAGACGGUGUAAUGGUACUUAGUGCUACACAUCGCUAUCGGAAGAAAUACGUAACGACUCUUCUCUACAAACCAAUCUAAAAAGAGAAGUUCUUAUUUGUUUUUUUCUUCAUACAACUUCAAUGAGGUUUGCAAAAUGAAUUUUUUGUUUGCAAUUUACAUCAGGGAAGUAUCGUGCUAGCUUAAAAAAAAAUUACUAAUCAUAGAUAAAGACGAGUAUUUUCUGAUAAAAAAAUGCUUUUGCCAGCAACAAAAAAAUAAAACUUAGAAUGCUUGAAA
This is a messenger RNA of Episyrphus balteatus (marmalade hoverfly), 1522 nucleotides long. RefSeq names its product 5'-AMP-activated protein kinase subunit beta-1 (gene alc). Gene Ontology annotation, cellular component: nucleus; cytoplasm; nucleotide-activated protein kinase complex. Bases 338 to 1324 code for a protein of 328 amino acids. Gene Ontology annotation, molecular function: protein kinase binding. Lineage: Eukaryota; Metazoa; Arthropoda; Insecta; Diptera; Syrphidae. The transcript is spliced from 3 exons. The record is from RefSeq and is a predicted model, not a curated record. Gene Ontology annotation, biological process: signal transduction.